AAAGUAGUCCACGACUACCCUAGUCCUUGGUUAUGUCAAUCCCAUACAAGUAAUGCCCAAAUUUCGAUCAAACACUAUUUAUAGAACUUUAUAUUUGAGUCAAGAUUUCAGAUCAAACCACUACAAUACCACUGCUAGAGUUUUCAAUUCAACAAUUCAUCCGCAUGGAGAUGAAACUUAAGCUAGUGAUAGUUUCUGCCUUAAUAUGUUGUAUGUUGUCUAUAGUUGUUGAGAGCAACAAUGUUCAUGGCGAUUUCUACACUAAUCAUCAAGAAAUGAUGGGGGUGCAACCUUUAUCGAAGAUUUUUAUGCAUGAACUUGAACUAGGAAUCCAUCCAGAAGCCUCCAUAACAGCUAAUCCUAAUCUUCUCGGCCUAAAGAAACAAAGUAGCGAAUGGAUAACUGUGACGGUUAAACACCCCAAUCCCACUGCAAAUGAUUGGGUCGCAGUUUUCUCUCCUGCGACAUUCAAUGCUUCAACAUACGAGCCUACGAUUGGCAACCCGAAGUACCUGACACCAUUAUUGAUUUCGGCCCCGAUUAAGUACAAAUUUGCAAAUGAGUCGAACUCUGAUUACGUUAAAACGGGACUGGGAUCGUUGAAAUUUCGCCUAAUCAAUCAGAGAUAUGAUUUUGCAUUUGGAUUAUUUUCCGGUGGACUUGCCAAGCCGAAGCUGAUAGCUACUUCAAACAAAAUCUCUUUUGCAAACCCAAAGGCACCUCUUUAUCCUCGUCUUGCACUAGGAAAAUCAUGGGAUGAAAUGACUGUAACUUGGACAAGUGAUUAUGACAUAAACGAGGCAAUUCCUUUCGUAAAAUGGGGCCUCGCUGGUGAAACGCAGACCCGUUCUCCGGCUGGGACAUUAACGUUCACUCAAACCAGCAUGUGUGGUCCACCUGCAAGAACUGUUGGCUGGAGAGAACCUGGCUUCUUCCACACAAGUUUCUUAAAGAACUUGUGGCCAAAUCAGAAAUAUACAUACAAGUUGGGGCAUAAAUUGACGGAUGGUACUUAUGUUUGGAGUAAACGCUACUCAUUCACUGCACAACCAUAUCCUGGACAGAAUUCUCUACAACGUGUUAUUAUCUUUGGGGACACUGGAAAGGCAGAACGAGAUGGUUCAAAUGAGUAUCAAAAUUACCAGCCAGGAUCUCUUAAUACAACAGAUACACUUAUCAAGGAUUUGGGAAACUAUGAUGUAGUCUUUCACAUAGGUGACUUGCCUUACGCAAACGGUUUCCUCUCUCAAUGGGAUCAAUUCACUGAAAUGGUUGAGCCCAUUGCCUCUGCUGUACCUUACAUGGUUGCUAGUGGAAACCACGAGCGAGAUUGGCCAAACUCGGGAUCUUUUUAUAACACACCAGAUUCUGGUGGGGAAUGUGGUGUACCUGCUGAAACAAUGUUCUAUGUACCAGCAGAAAAUCGUGCAAAUUACUGGUACUCUGUCGACUAUGGUAUGUUCCGCUUUUGCAUUGGUGACUCUGAGCAUGACUGGAGAGAGGGGACUGAGCAGUACCAAUUCAUCGAGAAAUGUUUUGCAACAACAGACAGGCAAAAACAACCAUGGCUUAUUUUUGCUACUCAUCGAGUUCUUGGCUAUUCAUCUAAUGAAUGGUAUGCUCAACAAGGUUCAUUCGAAGAACCCAUGGGAAGAAGUAGUCUACAGAAACUAUGGCAGAAAUAUAGAGUCGAUAUUGCUUACUAUGGCCAUGUUCACAGUUAUGAGAGGACUUGCCUAAUGUACGAGAAUAUUUGUAUGAGCUCAGCUACAUCGCACUUCUCAGGGCUGUGGAAUGGAACCAUUCACGUAGUUGUAGGAGGAGGUGGAAGCCAUCUAUCAAAAUUCACAAGCCUCAAGACGACAUGGAGUUUAUUCAAAGAUUUGGAUUUUGGGUUCGUUAAAAUGACUGCAUUCAACCACACAUCUCUCCUUUUUGAAUACAAGAAGAGCAGCGAUGGGAACGUCUACGACUCAUUCACAAUUACAAGAGAAUAUAUGGACGUUCUUGGUUGUACCAUUGGCAGUUGUGCACCUAUUACUUUAGCUACGUAAUUGCCAACCAAAGAGGAGUGACUAUGAAAGGGGUCAAAGAUUAAAAAGUUGAUUAACUGGAGAUGACCCUAAAUUACAAACACACAACUCAAAGCAAGUCAUUGAAGCUAUUUUCCUUCCCAAUGAUACAGGUACAAGUGAAAAUGUGAUAAUGAUAUUACAGGAUGUAUUAUUAUAAUUGAGUAUUUUUCGAUAACUUGUACAAACACAGGUGAGAGGCAUUUAUACAAAGAUGUAAUGACAGACAAUAGUCAAAGUCAACAAGACUUGAUCAUAA
Messenger RNA from Papaver somniferum (opium poppy), 2331 nucleotides. Its product is annotated as nucleotide pyrophosphatase/phosphodiesterase-like. The transcript has 11 exons. The record is from RefSeq and is a predicted model, not a curated record. NCBI's taxonomy places the organism in Eukaryota, Viridiplantae, Streptophyta, Magnoliopsida, Ranunculales, Papaveraceae. Gene Ontology annotation, molecular function: metal ion binding; acid phosphatase activity. The coding region runs from base 165 to 2054 and encodes 629 amino acids.